Pleurotus ostreatus (oyster mushroom) is the source of this 315-nucleotide messenger RNA. RefSeq lists its product as uncharacterized. Gene Ontology annotation, biological process: positive regulation of mitotic metaphase/anaphase transition; anaphase-promoting complex-dependent catabolic process; protein ubiquitination. The transcript is spliced from 3 exons. The coding region runs from base 1 to 315 and encodes 104 amino acids. Lineage: Eukaryota; Fungi; Basidiomycota; Agaricomycetes; Agaricales; Pleurotaceae. Gene Ontology annotation, cellular component: nucleus; anaphase-promoting complex. The record is from RefSeq and is a predicted model, not a curated record. Gene Ontology annotation, molecular function: cullin family protein binding; ubiquitin protein ligase activity; zinc ion binding.
AUGAAAGUGAAGAUCAAGCAAUGGAAUGCAGUGGCGCAAUGGCGAUGGGACACUGGGAACAAGGAUGCUGCAGACGACGAAGAAGGGGACGUCUGUGGCAUCUGCCGCGUCCCCUUCGAAGGCUGCUGCCCCUCGUGCAGGGUGCCUGGCGACGAUUGUCCGCUCAUAUGGGGAGAGUGUAGUCAUGUCUUCCAUAUGCACUGCUUAUUGAAGUGGAUCGGGACCGCAGCAUCGAAGCAGCAAUGUCCGAUGGACAGAAGACCGUGGGCUACGGCAGAACGAAGGGUUGACAACGCUCCUCCUCCGACUACAUAA